Molecule: messenger RNA, 960 nt
Organism: Fulmarus glacialis (Northern fulmar)
Lineage: Eukaryota; Metazoa; Chordata; Aves; Procellariiformes; Procellariidae
Gene: ANXA10
Product: annexin A10
Exons: 11
Cellular component (GO): cytoplasm
Molecular function (GO): calcium ion binding; calcium-dependent phospholipid binding
Source: RefSeq, a predicted model, not a curated record
CAGACACAAGGAACGAUUUUUCCUGCUCCGAAUUUUAACCCUAUUAUGGAUGCACAGUUGCUAAGAGGAGCCCUACAGGGAAUUAGUUGUGAAAAAGAUGUGUUGAUUGAUAUCCUAACGCAGCGUUGCAAUUCACAGCGGCUUAUGAUUGCCGAGGCGUACAGAGACAUGUAUGGCAGGGAUCUGGUAACGGACCUAAAAGAGAAUCUCUCUCAUCACUUCAAAGAAGUCAUGGUUGGCUUGAUGUAUCCACCUGCCUCCUAUGAUGCCCACGAGCUCUGGCAUGCCUUGAAGGGAGUAGACACAGAAGAAAAAUGUCUAAUUGACAUAUUAGCCUCGAGAUCAAAUAUGGAGAUCUUCCAGAUGAAAGAAGCCUACUUAAUGCAAUAUAAUAAUGAUCUUCAACAAGAUAUCGAUUCUGAGACUUCAGGUCACUUCAGAGAUACGCUCAUGAACCUUGCUCAGGGAACAAGGAUGGAAGGAUAUGCAGAUCCUUCUACAGCUGCUCAGGAUGCAAUGAUUCUGUGGGAAGCAUGUCAGCAGAAAACAGGCGAACACAAAAACAUGCUGCAAAUGAUUCUCUGCAACAAGAGUUACCAGCAGUUGUGGAUGGUUUUCCAGGAGUUCCAAAAUAUCUCUGGGCAAGACAUAGUAGAUGCCAUUAAUGAAUGUUAUGAUGGAUACUUUCAAGAAUUACUGGUUGCAAUAGUUCUCUGUGUUCGUGACAAGCCUUCCUACUUUGCUUACAGGCUUUAUAAUGCAAUUCAUGACCUUGGGUUUCACAAUAAAACAGUUAUAAGGAUUCUCAUUGCCAGGAGUGAGAUUGACUUGAUGAAUAUACGACAGCGAUACAAAGAAAGAUAUGGGAAAUCACUCUUUCACGACAUUAAACAUUUUGCUUCAGGGCAUUAUGAGAGUGCUUUACUUGCUAUCUGUGCUGGCGAUGCUGAAGAUUAUUAA